Molecule: messenger RNA, 822 nt
Organism: Bipolaris maydis ATCC 48331
Lineage: Eukaryota; Fungi; Ascomycota; Dothideomycetes; Pleosporales; Pleosporaceae
Source: RefSeq, a predicted model, not a curated record
AUGUUUUGUACUUCGCUUCUUGCCCUCAUUACUUUCGCCAUUUCGGCGGCUUGCCAUUCUAUCCCCGCAAACAUAGGAGAAGAUAUUGCGCUGCUGGCAGGCAAUCACCGCUUGAUCUCGAAAAGGGCAUUGUCAUCCUUUGCUGUUGUCGUCCCUCCCAGUGCCCUGGGCUGUUCUGAUACUCAAAUAUCUCAAAUAACAAGCGCUAUUGACGACGCCAAGGCUCUUGCUAGGGCGGCUUCUAACGCCUUGGGCAUUACCGGCAGCGAAAAUUCUUUAGCCUAUCAAGCAUUCUUUGGAAGAGGAAACGCUAAUUCCGCGACUAGACUCGCCAUUAAAUUGAACAAUUAUGAUGCACUGAUUUCGACCCUAGCACCAGCCACUCAACAGGUUGACGCUGUUAAAUCGGACAAUCUUGACCCAAUUGGCCUCACCUACGCUUGCGCCGCUGGGACUGUAUUGUGCCCGGGAGGGGUGAUAGCGUCCGCUUACCAAAACGGAGCGAACGCUCUUUCAGGAAAUAUUAUAUUUCUUUGUCCAGAGUUUUUUGAAUUAAAUGACCAGCCUACAAUGGUGUCAGCUUGGAACCAAGAAAGGUUUUUGCCCUCUCAGGGCUUCGUCAUGUUGCACGAGGUUCAGCAUCUUUCUGCUAUUGUGGGUGAAGCUAGACGAUGCAACGACGAAUGCUAUGAUAUCUCAUGCUGUCUAGCGCUGCCUGACGCCCAGAAAAUCACCAACGCCGAGAAUAUGGCCUAUUUCGCUGCUCAAAUCCUAGCUGAACCGACGACUGGGAACCCCACAUCCGACAGCAGCUGUGAAUAA